UAUUUGGUGUUGAUAUCGGGGAUUGAUAAUAUAUCGUCAAUUGCGUCCCCCUCUUCCAUCCCCACCCCUCCUUUUUGGACGGUUAUUACGCCAACAACGAGGACGAGUGUGAUUAUCGUGAAGCUCGAACAUGCACUUACCGGAAGGGCCGCUAGGAAUGGACAUCAAUGCUAUGCAUGAGACUCUGCAGGCGUGUCACGGUGAUUUGGUUAGAACUGGAAGUCCCGCUAUCCUGUGUAGCGCCUUGCCGUCCCAUUGGAGGUCGAACAAGUCGCUGCCGGUAGCGUUCAAGGUCGUUGCCCUGGACGACGUUAGCGACGGGACCCUGGUCACCAUCAGAGCUGGAAACGACGAGAAUUGUUGCGGCGAGUUGAGGAAUUGUACAGCCGUAAUGAAGAAUCAGGUGGCCAAGUUCAACGAUCUGAGAUUCGUCGGGCGAAGCGGGAGAGGAAAAUCGUUCUCGCUCACCAUCCAAAUCAGCACGGUACCCUUCCAAGUCGCCACCUACACAAAGGCGAUUAAAGUGACCGUGGACGGGCCGAGAGAGCCACGAUCCAAAUCGAAUUAUCAAUACGGACACGGAUUCCCCGGACUCGGAUUGCUCAAUCCAUGGGUGGACGUGGCGUAUCUGGGACACGCGUGGCACUUGCCCCAUCCUGCCUUCGUCAAAGGAACGAUCCCGAUGCCAUCCACGGAUCUGUUUCCGCCGACGUUCCCGCCAUCGGUACUGCCGUCGUAUCCGUUCGACCACGUGAAGUAUCCGGCCGAGUACGCCGCAACCACGCUACCCCCAAAGUCGAGCAGCAGCUCGAGCGCGCAGGCAACGAUCCCAACCAGCCCGUCCAGAACACCGCCCAAGAGCCCGAGCGAGUCGGGGAGCGAGUCGGCCGCCGAGGAGAUACGAAGCGCGUUCGUCCCCAUCAGAUUGAUGAACACGCUGCCGCCGACCACCACGUCCGUCAUCACGCCCGCCUCCUCCUCGUCGCCCGAGAGGCUGAUCACGACCACGACGACCAAGAGGGGACCCAUCGUGGAGGGUUCGAGGAACGAGCUCAAGGCGCCGACAGCCCUCAUCUCCCGAUCCCUCUCGCCCAAGAGGAGCCCCUCCCCCACCAAGAUCUCCUCGCCACCGCCCGCCAAACCCGUGUGGAGACCUUACUAGGGCGAGACGAGCACGUGGGCGUGCAGGUGAAACGAGGGUGUACGAUCACCGUUGAAAGGCUAGUGAUUAUUUAGACGCGUCGUCGUCGUCGGGGAAUGUACUUUUCUUCUUCUUAUUCUUCUUCCUUCGAGGAAAGAGA
Molecule: messenger RNA, 1301 nt
Organism: Apis florea (little honeybee)
Lineage: Eukaryota; Metazoa; Arthropoda; Insecta; Hymenoptera; Apidae
Product: runt-related transcription factor 2
Biological process (GO): regulation of DNA-templated transcription
Cellular component (GO): nucleus
Molecular function (GO): RNA polymerase II cis-regulatory region sequence-specific DNA binding; ATP binding; DNA-binding transcription factor activity, RNA polymerase II-specific
Source: RefSeq, a predicted model, not a curated record